Saccharomyces mikatae IFO 1815 is the source of this 2265-nucleotide messenger RNA. It is a transcript of the gene PMT3, whose product is annotated as dolichyl-phosphate-mannose-protein mannosyltransferase PMT3. Gene Ontology annotation, cellular component: membrane; endoplasmic reticulum. The record is from RefSeq and is a predicted model, not a curated record. The transcript has a single exon. Bases 1 to 2265 code for a protein of 754 amino acids. NCBI's taxonomy places the organism in Eukaryota, Fungi, Ascomycota, Saccharomycetes, Saccharomycetales, Saccharomycetaceae. Gene Ontology annotation, molecular function: dolichyl-phosphate-mannose-protein mannosyltransferase activity. Gene Ontology annotation, biological process: protein O-linked glycosylation via mannose.
AUGCCUUAUAGAGUGGCGACUGGCUAUCGUGAAAAGAGCACCGACGAUGAUUUGAUAUGGAGAAGGCCAAUAGUAAAGGAGGAGCUUGAAGAUGCUGACAGUUUCUUAAUGGAGGAAACCAGACCAUAUGAUAAAGCCAAGAAUGAGAGAGCAGCAUCACGCUUGGACUACAUAGUCAUGCCCAUCAUUUUCACUGUACUGGGUAUGUUUACUAGAAUGUAUAAAAUUGGGCGUAACAAUCAUGUGGUUUGGGAUGAAGCUCAUUUUGGUAAGUUUGGCUCUUACUACCUGAGACACGAAUUUUAUCAUGAUGUUCACCCCCCCCUCGGAAAGAUGCUUGUUGGACUGUCUGGUUAUUUGGCUGGCUAUAAUGGUUCUUGGGACUUUCCAUCUGGAGAAGUCUAUCCCGAAAAUGUAAAUUAUGUCAAAAUGAGAUUGUUUCAGGCAACGUUUUCAUCUCUCUGCGUACCAUUGGCCUAUUUUACAGGGAGGGCUAUCGGAUUUUCUAGGAUGAGUGUUUGGCUAUUUACAAUUCUGGUAAUUUUUGAGAACUCUUAUGCAACAUUAGGUAAAUUCAUCCUCCUGGAUUCGAUGCUACUUUUUUUUACCGUAUCUUCCUACUUUUGUCUUGCCAAGUUCCAUACUGUGAGAAGGGUCCCAUUUUCGGUUAAGUGGUGGCUGUGGUUAUGCCUCACCGGGUUAAACCUGGGUUGCGCGAUAUCUGUGAAAAUGGUAGGCCUUUUCAUCAUUAGUGUAGUAGGUAUUUACACCAUCGUCGAACUAUGGAACCUCUUAAGUGAUAAAUCGGUAACUUGGAAGGAUUACGCCAACCAUUGGCUGGCAAGAAUAUUUGGCCUUAUCAUUAUUCCAGUUUGCGUUUUUUUGCUAUGUUUUAAAAUUCAUUUUGAUUUGCUAUCCAAUUCAGGACCAGGGGACUCUACCAUGCCGUCGUUAUUCCAAGCUAGCCUCAACGGUACGAAAGUGGGUAAAGGACCACGUGAUGUUGCCUUAGGGUCUUCCAUUAUCUCCAUAAAAAAUCAAGCAUUAGGAGGUGCCUUAUUACAUUCCCAUGUUCAACCAUUUCCCGAAGGUUCCGAGCAGCAACAAGUGACUGUCUAUGGAUAUAGUGAUGCUAACAACGAAUGGUUUUUCCAAAGAGUCAGGGGGGCCGAGCCUUGGACUGAUGCUGAAAAUAAUACUGUUGAAUUUAUUAAGGGUGGCGGAAUGUAUAGAUUGCUACACCGUAUUACAGGCAAGAAUCUACAUACCCACGAAAUUCCGGCUCCUGUAUCGAAAAGUGAAUAUGAAGUUUCUGCUUACGGAGAUGUUGACUUAGGUGACUACAAAGAUAACUGGAUUAUAGAAAUUACGGAGCAAGUGGGGAAAGAAGACCCAACACUUUUGCAUCCUCUAUCUACGUCUUUCCGUAUCAAGAAUUCUAUAUUGGGAUGUUAUUUAGCUCAGUCCGGCAAACAUUUACCAGAAUGGGGUUUCAGGCAAGGAGAAGUUGUCUGUUUGAAGCAUACCUCCAAAAGAGAUAAGAGAACCUGGUGGAAUAUCGAAACACAUGAAAAUGAAAUAUUACCACAGGCAAAGGAUUUUGUGUAUCCAAAAACCUCGUUCUUCAGAAAGUUCAUGCAGCUAAAUUCGGCAAUGAUGGCAACGAAUAAUGCCUUGGUACCAAACCCCGAAAAGUUUGAUGGAAUAGCUUCAUCCGCUUGGCAAUGGCCAACCCUGAACGUCGGAAUAAGAUUAUGCGAGUGGAGUGAAAAAUCUAUAAAAUACUUUUUGAUAGGAUCUCCUGCGUCUGUCUGGCCCUCAAGUAUUGCAGUUUGCGCACUGGUAAUACACGUUAUAUCUUUAAUUCUAAGAUGGCAAAGGCAAUGCGUUGUUCUGUCUGAUCCAGUUGGACGCGAUGUGUUCUUUAUGGCGGCCGUCUAUCCGUUACUUGCCUGGAUUUUGCAUUAUAUGCCAUUUGUAAUCAUGUCAAGAGUUGUAUAUGCUCAUCACUAUCUGCCCACUCUUUACUUUGCCUUAAUGAUCUUGUCAUAUUACUUCGAUAUGAUUACCAAACGCUGGGCCACAAAAAAGAAUACUGGAAAACUACUUAGACUCAGCGCUUAUAUUGCAUACGGAUCAUUGGUCAUUACUGGUUUUUUUUAUUUUUCUCCAUUCAGCUUUGGGAUGGAUGGUCCAGUAGAAGAUUAUGCGUACUUGGCAUGGCUACCUACGUGGCAAAUUGUUGAAGAUAUACGUAAUAGAUAG